Molecule: messenger RNA, 3460 nt
Organism: Diprion similis
Lineage: Eukaryota; Metazoa; Arthropoda; Insecta; Hymenoptera; Diprionidae
Product: probable serine/threonine-protein kinase nek3
Exons: 3
Coding region: 1225-3336 (703 amino acids)
Source: RefSeq, a predicted model, not a curated record
UGGUUAGUCGCUGGCAAUACGCCCGCCAUGGACGAUGUCGAGGCGGCCCGAGUUGAUCCUGACUCGAUCCCCGGUAAAACCGCGUGUUGCUGCCUACCGCUUCCCCAGGGAGAGGAUCGAGACAAAAUUUUUGCACAAGGCGGUGCGUAGUGAUACCGCGUUGUUGGAACAUUAUCACGUGCAGUGUGUGUAAUUAACCGUGUCUAGCAACAACAUUAUAUAAUUGUAAACAAAAAAAAAAAAAAAAAAGAAAGAAAAAAUUUAAAUUCCGUGUCAAUUAUCGUUAUUUAUUUAUUCACACCAAUAAACUCGUUGUUGUCAAUGACGUAAAAGUGUACGUUGAGUCUUUUGAUUUGUUCUGUGCCAGUGUCGUAUAAUCUCUGUGCCAAUAUGCGUAUUGCAUUGUUCGGGUAAUCGGUGUAUCGAUAUGAAUUGACUGUAAAGAACUAGGAGGGAAAAAAACUGCGUUACAUCCGUUGUUUUAUACUGCACCGAUAAGAGGCCGUCCACUUCGCAAGCGCGAGAGCUAAUUGUCAGAUAUAAAUCGCAGUAGACGACCGAGUUUCCGUCCUAGUCCGGAAACCGGGCGAGAAAAGUUCUCGACAAGAAAGCAAAACAUACUUACCGUGUGUAUACACGCUUUUCACCUUAUAUUGCAGUUCGCGGAACGAACGUUGAGUUGGAUUACGGUGUAGAAAGUAGCGGGCUUAGCUUGUGUCGUAACGCGGUUUAAUAACAACGUCUACCUACUCGAUUGUUGAAUCAUUCGGAUAAUUUUGAAGCGGUUAAAAAGUUUUGGGAAUCGAUGAAAUCGUACUGGUGAACCGCUAGUAGUUUCUGCUCGUACAAUUGUAGUAAGGAAGCAAGUAAAGUGUUUACAGUAACCGGUUUUCGUAGGAGUUAUCGAUGAUAAACCGAUAUCUGACAACAAACAGUAAACGGACGAACCAAGAAGAAGACGAAGGAAGAAGACGAGGACUACCGUCGGACGGUUGCGGUCACGUAGACAGAAAAUUUUGAAGAAACGCGUCUUGUCCCAUUUGCAUUGGAUCGUUGGAACCUAUGUGUUUUAGUUGUGUCAUCGUCAUGUCAGUGCCACCCAGUGAACAAGUUUAAACGAUAUCAAUCGCUGACGAGCGACUAACCGCGUAAUUGUGAAAAAUUGGUGAAAAUUUUGGCGACAAAGGAUUAACCGAGGGUGCAUCUCGAGCAACUUUAGUCAGGAUGAUGAUGGCUCCUCCACAAGUUGUCGGGGUGUUGUUGAAGAAGCCCGGACAACGCGAAGACUCUCUAACUCAUCCCAGAGUGCCGCCGUUGGAUCCACAAGAGAUAAAAAUUCGCGGUGAACUGUACGUGGAAAACCUGGGAGAGCAGAGGAUGGUGACGAUCAGGAUGGGAUGGCUUUGGGUCGAGGGAACUCCGAUGAGGCUUCCUCUCAGAGCGCUGAACCUGCGCCAAGCAACUCCAAGUCUCUGCCAGCCCCACGACUCCGCUCUAGGUUUCACAUUGAGCAAUCCCCAGAAUGGCACCCUGGCUACGUUUUGGGCCGACACAGAACCCAUCUACUGGUCCUGGGUGCGAGCUAUCGCUGCUGAACUCGUUAGACAAACACCUUUCCGGGCUCAGCGCUGUUUGAACUUCCUGGAGAUCCUGACCAUCUGUCCUCGAGGUCCAGUGCCGCUGCCGGACAGCCCCACCGAAUCCAGAAGGCGGUCUCGAAGUGAACUGCGCUCCUGGUUUCGUAACUCAUCAAAGGAGAGAGAGGUGAACAGCUCGAUCACGUCAGAGGAGUACCGGAGGAGAGCCAGGAGCGAGCUGCGAGGCUGGUCUAGCAAUUCGAGCGACGAAGACGUCCACGGGGAGUUUCGUAGUAUUCCCCAUAUCCUCCCGAAGGAACUUCCGCCCACGAGGCCCUGGGCCUCUAGCGAAAGCAGCGAGGGUAGCGACGACAGCUUGCCCUGGGGUGGCGGCCAGUCGAGCGUCGACUCCGCUGACUCCGUCAACGGUAUUUGCACAACAGUACUUCCACCGCCGGAGACCAAGGAGCAGAGGAUAGAGAGGUACAAGGAGGCGAGGCGAAGGGAAAACGAGGCCCGGAGUCGCAGGGUUGUGGAGGAGGAUGCCCGACGCCGAAAGGCCUGGGCUGAGGAGAACAACAACAUCGUGUCCCUCACCAAGUUAACAAGGAUUUGCCACUCUGCCGAGAUUGAGAAAAACGUCGAGAACAACAACAACAACAACAACAACAAUAAUAAAAACCACAACAUAGUGCUGUUGCCUUCGACAAACGGUGUGCAAGCUACGCGCAGGAACGGUUCAGUAUCGAGAGAGAAAUCCGCGAAAGAUGUAUCCUCGUGUAGUUUGACUACGGUGCGUCGGAGGUCACCGGAGUCGAGGACGACGACGACGACGAACGGCUCGAUUCUCGAGGGUGAAAAAUUCGAGGUGAUAAAGUCGUCGCUAGUCAAAGUACCGGGAAACUCUGUACGGUUCGAAGAACACCGGAACCUGGCCAACUCCGUGAAACUCAUAUCGAGCCAACCAAAAACUGAUUCAGUUUCCGGCAGUGUCGGCGAACGCAGAAGCCGCGCCAGAGAACGACGCUGCGUCCGAGACAGGGGCCUGACGACGUUGAUUAACCACUCGUCGAACGUCGAUACUCAGGUCGAAACUAUCUGCGAUCGCAAGGAACGGCUGGCACCCGUUUCCUCCAGGAUUCCGAUCUACCAGCAAGUACAAACCCCAGCAUUGGAAGUUUCCGCGACCACUUUGACCUCCUUGCCCACCUUGUCCUUGACCAGACCCUCAGCACUGAAACACAGAGAUACAACCCUGCAGCCGAAAUCCCCCACGUCGUUUUCACUCGCCCCUGAACCUCCCGAAGAGGCGAUUGCCAGGCUCCUGAAGCGGUGUCAACGCGUCGAUCACUAUGUUCCGGUACGCGACAAACUCACACUUUUCGAAUCAUUGUCGAGACUCGGUGGUCGGCUAGCCAGAAGCACUGAGGACCUCGGAAGGGCCAAAGCCAAUCCUAGUCCUAGAGGAAAACAGCGGGCGCGGUCCCUUCACGACUUGAACAGGGCCGCUAAGUCCGUUCCGGUUAGAGAAAUGUGCAGGUUUUUCGAGGGGGAGAAAUCUACCGAGGAAACUACUGGCCAUGUGCAUAUACAGAGGCCCAGAUUUUGUAGCGACUCCGCUUUGACUAGCCGAAGUCGGACGUGGAGCGACGCCGGCGUUGUCGCUAAUCUUACUCUAUCCACCCCGAGUAGUACUUAUACGCCUAACAAGAAGUCUUCGACGAAAUCGACCGGCAGAAGGAGGCAGUACGCUAAAUGAAAUAUUCGAAAAACGGAGAAAUGUUUGAAUUGUUUUGUUUUGCAUCAGUUGGAAAGGAAUCGAUUAUUUGUUGCUAUUAAAAACACCCUCAAAGGGUGGAUUUUUGCGGUAAUGGAGUGUCUUG